Molecule: messenger RNA, 1016 nt
Organism: Asterias rubens (European starfish)
Lineage: Eukaryota; Metazoa; Echinodermata; Asteroidea; Forcipulatida; Asteriidae
Product: vesicle-associated membrane protein 3-like
Exons: 5
Coding region: 110-523 (137 amino acids)
Biological process (GO): SNARE complex assembly; vesicle-mediated transport; vesicle fusion
Cellular component (GO): SNARE complex; plasma membrane
Molecular function (GO): SNAP receptor activity; syntaxin binding
Source: RefSeq, a predicted model, not a curated record
UGUAUCUAAACAUUAUCAAACAAUGCUGUGCUUUCCUACGCAAUACCCAACGUGAAGAAUCGAGAAGUGAAACCAACAUGUAGUCGGAAAGUUGUCGGUAAUGUAGCUGAUGGAAAUAAUAUUAUUACAACAAUCCAGGAGUUUCCGUUACGAAUUUAUCAUGUAUGGGUCCAGGGGCGGAAACAACAAGGCCCGCUACGACGACCAGCAAGGUGAAGAUGCCAAGUCGCAGGCUGAGCAAAAACGAGUCAAAAAGCUACAAGCUGAGGUCGACGAAGUGGCAGUCAUUCUCCACACGACUGUGGAUAAACUACUCGAGAGAGGCGAGAAAUUAGAUGACUUGAUGGAUGGGGCAGACAACUUACUAGAACAAGCGUCAUCAUUCAAAACCACAGCAAAAAAAGUUAAGACGCACUACAAAUGGAAAAACAAAAUGCUGGCAGUGGCUGGUGUUGUUGUAGUUCUCGUCAUAAUUGGCCUUAUUGUUUUAUUUAUUCUCCGUCCAUGGGAAACGCAUGAUUGAACAUCAGACCUUCGUCAGAUGUUUGUUAACGAGCUCAGCAUUGUUUGGUGUUUUCCUCCGAAGCAGGAUUUAAGGUGUCACCUUGCAACUAAGGUUGCGUCACCAGUGAGCAGCAAGUUACAGUUAGACGUUUUUGUGCUACAUUGCUUUCAAAAAAGGUUUGACUUUAUCGGCCGUUUUGUAGUUAUUAAAAAUCGUUUUAAGGGCACUUGUUCUGCUAUUGCUUUCCUAAAAACAGGAUUCAUGUCAAAAGGUGUAAUUUGGCCGGCCAAACUUAUAGACACUGCCCUGGACACUAUUUGGUAAUUACUCACCAUGAAAACUUACUUGGUUACAAGCAAUAAUAAUAAUAAUGAACCAGUUUUAUAGAGCGCAUAAAACAUAUCACAAUCACAUAGAAGUCCCUCAUGCGCUUUUAGUUGAUACAGAAAGAAGUACUGAAGUACAAAAAUAAAUGUGUUUUGGAGAGCUGUUAAUAGUAUAAAACAUUUAG